AUGUAUAGACCCAUAACCAGCGUCACCGGAUGUGGAGGGAACCUGACGGCUCCUUCUGGAGGCCCCGUGACGUCACCCAACUAUCCUGGUGACUAUGGCUACAAUGAGAACUGUGAGUGGCUGAUCGCUGUACCAGAAGGAAGCAUCAUUCGCCUCACGUUUGACAGCUUCGACACUGAGGAACGUUGGGACUUUCUCACCAUCUACGAUGGAGCCAGUGAUAAUGCUGCAAAGAUAAAAAGCAGAAUCCGUCUUGUUGAGCAUGCAUAUGGAUAUUACCCUCACGGACCAAACGAAAGACGGGUGGAAGUUCGACCAGUCGACAGUUGGACUUGGGGCGGAGUCUGUGGUGAACACUUCGACCUAAGGGACGCAGACGUUGUUUGCAGGAUGCUGGGAUAUAUCUGGGCAAACCACUUUAUGUCAUCUUCAGAUGGACAUGGGCUGGCCUACAUGGCUGACAUACGAUGUGAUGGGAACGAGAGUAGCCUGUUUAACUGCUCGUACGCAGGAUGGGGGAGUCACCGCUGUGUAUAUGGUUAUGCCGGCGUUGUCUGCGGUACAUUGUACAUUGCAAGUUCCCGCCUCAAUUUCCACCAUGUACAUAUGUGUGUGAUAAUAUAUUUAGAUCCCAGCAGAAUUCGUCUCAUCGGUGGUUCCGGGUCUAACGAAGGACGCGUGGAAGUCCGACCAGAGGACAGUAUGACCUGGGGCACAGUUUGCCACAACCGUUUCAACAUGGACGAUGCAGACGUUGUUUGCAGAAUGUUGGGUUAUCCUAACGCUACCCAGGUUCGAAAUGAUGCAUAUUUUGGCCAAGGAACAGGACCCAUCUACAUGGAUGACGUACGAUGUGAUGGUAACGAGACCAGCCUCUUCAGCUGCUCUUACGCAGGGUGGACGAUUCACGACUGUGAUCAUGGCCAAGACGCAGGCGUGGUCUGUCGUACAGAUUCCAGCAGAAUCCGUCUUGUCGGAGGUUCCGGUCCAAACCAGGGGCGUGUGGAAGUCCGGCCGGCCGACAGUUUUAGAUGGGGCACAGUUUGUGACAACGGUUUCGACUUGGAGGAUGCAGAAGUUGUCUGCAGGAUGCUGGGCUAUCCGAAUGCCUAUCGAGUGCACCCUAAUGCCUUUUUUGGCACAGGAACGGGACCGAUCUACUUAGAAGACCUACAGUGUGAUGGGACAGAGAGUAGCCUGUUUUACUGUUCGCACAAGGGAUGGAGGGUUCAUGACUGCAGCCCGCGGCAUGGUGAUGACGUCGGCGUUGUUUGCGAUACUCUAUGCCUUUGUUUAGAUACAAGCAGAAUCCGUCUUGUCGGAGGCUCCAGUAGGAAAGAAGGACGUAUAGAAGUCCGACCGGCCGACAGUAUGACUUGGGGCACAGUUUGUCACAACCAGUUUGACAUGAAGGAUGCAGACGUUGUUUGCAAAAUGCUUGGCUACCCCAGUGCCCAACUAGUUCGUAACUAUGCAUAUUUUGGCCCAGGAAGAGGGCCAAUCUACAUGGAUAACCUGCGCUGUAACGGGGACGAGAAUAGCCUGUUCAACUGCUCGUACCCAGGGUGGAUGAUAAACGAUCUAAACUGUAGCCACGACCAAGCUGCAGGCGUGGAGUGUACAGGAGAACCUUUCCUGCUGGUUGCUACCAAUGGUGGAAUAUUUCAAAUUGAAGUCAAGGACGGGUCAGAGGUCAAGAUGUCAUCUGGGCGGGUCUACUCAGUGGACUACGACCCUAAGACUGACUUCAUGUACUGGUACGGUUAUAGAGACAUCAAACGGGCUCGUCGUGAUGGAAGUGGGCAGGAGACCAUUGUUAGUGAUGUAGCACGCGCGAGGUGCCUAAGGUUGGACCAUGCCGGUGGGAAUGUGUACUGGAGCGACGAUGCCGGACACAUCUCAGUAGCCCGGAAGGACGGAUCGUUUGUCAGGACACUAACGAUCAGGACACUGACAUUACAAGGCUCCGCCGGGCAGCUGGUCCUGGAUCCCAGAAACGGGUAA
Molecule: messenger RNA, 2004 nt
Organism: Branchiostoma belcheri (Belcher's lancelet)
Lineage: Eukaryota; Metazoa; Chordata; Leptocardii; Amphioxiformes; Branchiostomatidae
Product: deleted in malignant brain tumors 1 protein-like
Exons: 12
Coding region: 1-2004 (667 amino acids)
Cellular component (GO): membrane
Source: RefSeq, a predicted model, not a curated record